Trifolium pratense (red clover) is the source of this 1118-nucleotide messenger RNA. RefSeq names its product F-box/kelch-repeat protein At3g23880-like. Lineage: Eukaryota; Viridiplantae; Streptophyta; Magnoliopsida; Fabales; Fabaceae. The coding region runs from base 9 to 1118 and encodes 369 amino acids. The record is from RefSeq and is a predicted model, not a curated record. The transcript has a single exon. Gene Ontology annotation, molecular function: protein binding.
AUCAACCGAUGCUCCAACCCACCACCACCAAUACUAUAUUGCCAGAUGAGCUCAUCGACGAUAUCCUCCUGAGGCUUCCGGUAAGGUCUCUCCUUCGAUUUAAGUCUGUGUGUAAAUCAUGGAAAACCCUAAUCACCCAUCCCAAAUUCGCAAACAUUCAUCUUCGAUCCUCCACCACCUCGGAAGACACAAGCAUGGCCAACAAACAAUUAAUCUUUUUUACUAAGAUAGAACCCUACGUGAUCUUAACUUACAAUCUUAAACAAUUAUUUGAAAACCCAUCAACAUGUGCUGAACCUGUUAUCUCCAGCUUCUUAAAGAUGAAAAAGUAUGGUAAUUACGGUUCAUGUAAUGGGUUGUUGUGUCUGUUUGAUCGCUCUCAAUGUCGUCUCAAACUGUUCAACCCUUCUAUCAGGGUCAAAUCCAAAAAAUCUCCACAAGUUUUUCCGCCACUUGAUUGGACGUUGAGGUAUUACGGCUUUGGAUAUGAUCAAAUUAAUGACAAGUACAAGUUCCUUGUUGUUUUGAAAGAUUAUGACAACGGGGAAACUUUAACCAAAAUUUAUACCUUUGGUGAAGAUUCUUGCAAAACUAUUCAGAAUUUCCCUUGUAAUUCUAAUGAUUCAUCAGGGGAAUAUGUGAGUGGGACUCUGAAUUGGAUAUUUAAUAAAGUAGAUGAUGUUAAUGGUGUUCGUCAAAAGUCGAUUCUUUCCUUUGAUUUGAACAAGGAGACUCAUAGGGAAAUAUUGCUGCCUCCAAAAGACGGUGGCAAAGUGCACAGAGAUAGUAAGCUGUGUGUUUUGAGUAAUUGUCUUUGUAAUAUUGUGUAUGAAGAAUCGCAUUGGGUUGUGUGGUUGAUGAAACAGAUUGGAGUUGUUGAGUCGUGGACUAAAUUGAUGAUCAUCCCCUAUGAAAAGUUUAGGUCGAGUUCUCUACCUUUUAAUCCUAUUGUUGAGCCCUUGUUCAUUUCGGAAAAUGGUGUUGUUCUUCUAGGGGACAAACUGGCUUCAAAAUUUGUUCUAUAUAACUUAAAUACUGGUGAGUUGGUUUAUCCCUCUUUAAGUUGGGAACAUCCACUUUAUCUACGUAUUCAACUUGAAAGUUUGGUAUAUCCGUGA